CAUGCGAUGCCAUAUUCUUACUCCAUCUGAAUCUGAAGAGCAAGCUGAAAUAAGCUCUCUGACCCUUUGAAAACCCUAGAGCUCGAAAUCUGCUCUGAAUCGACGAAGCAACCAUGGUAUGCAUAAGGAAGGCUACAGUAGAUGAUCUAUUGGCUAUGCAAGCCUGCAAUUUGUUCUGUCUUCCUGAGAAUUACCAAAUGAAGUAUUAUCUCUACCACAUCCUCUCGUGGCCUCAGCUUCUCUACGUCGCCGAAGAUUACAACGGCAAAAUCGUCGGUUACGUUCUUGCCAAAAUGGAAGAAGAAACCAACGAGUGCCAUGGCCACAUCACCUCCCUCGCCGUCCUUCGAACCCACCGCAAGCUGGGUUUGGCUACCAAGCUCAUGAACGCUGCUCAGAACGCCAUGGAGCAAGUGUUUGGAGCUGAGUAUGUCUCGCUUCACGUCAGGAAAAGCAAUCGGGCGGCCUUUAAUCUGUACACCGAGACUUUGGGGUAUAAGAUUCACGAUGUGGAGGCUAAGUAUUAUGCCGAUGGGGAGGAUGCUUAUGACAUGAGGAAGCAGCUAAAGGGGAAGCAACAGCAUCAUCAUGGCGGUGGUCACCACCACCACCACCACCACCACCACCACCAUCACCACGGUGGUGGCUGUUGUUCCGGUGAGGCAAAGGCGGAGAAGACAGAGAACAGGGGGAAUACCAAGGGAGAUUCGAAAGGAAAUGCUAAAGCGGCGUGAUUAUGAAAGCAAUCAAUGUUCUAGAUAAGUUAAAGAUGUAAUAUUUGUGCGUUGGUUGGUAUUUUCCCCAAUCUUCUGAAGUUACUCAUUUUCCCCAACGAUGAGAGUUGGAAUCAUAGUGGGUGUUAAUCUUUAUCGUCUUGCUGUAAUUGGUCUGGACAAGUUAAACGUAAUAUUUGUGCCUUGGUUGGUGUUUUCCCCAAUUUUCCAAAACUUUCUCGUUU
Molecule: messenger RNA, 958 nt
Organism: Prosopis cineraria
Lineage: Eukaryota; Viridiplantae; Streptophyta; Magnoliopsida; Fabales; Fabaceae
Product: N-terminal acetyltransferase A complex catalytic subunit NAA10
Exons: 1
Coding region: 114-734 (206 amino acids)
Biological process (GO): N-terminal peptidyl-glutamic acid acetylation
Cellular component (GO): NatA complex
Molecular function (GO): protein-N-terminal-glutamate acetyltransferase activity; protein N-terminal-serine acetyltransferase activity
Source: RefSeq, a predicted model, not a curated record